Molecule: messenger RNA, 990 nt
Organism: Colletotrichum chrysophilum
Lineage: Eukaryota; Fungi; Ascomycota; Sordariomycetes; Glomerellales; Glomerellaceae
Exons: 2
Coding region: 1-990 (329 amino acids)
Source: RefSeq, a predicted model, not a curated record
AUGAAGCGUGAGAACCUCAUCAGUAUGGCUCUUGCAGCUAUCACCCUGGUGGAACCUGUUGUUCAGUCCGGACCAAAGAAGCCGGGCAGGCCGGGUCGCGGUCGGUAUGCCCUCGAUGCUCUGUCCCCCGACUUCGCAUGGGGAGAGUGUCGCCCCGAUGACUGGCAGUGUAGCCCAUCUGGCGAACACCUUGCUUACGUUGGCGAGGUCGACGAUGACUUUGCCAACUCCAACGAUCCCGUCGAUGAGGAUUCCACCAAACCCCCAAUCCUCGCCACCUCCCCUGCCCCUUCCAACUCCAACAGUACUCGUAUUACGAAGAGUUCUGUCGGAGGGUCUGGUCAGGACGACAUCAACGCCAUCUUGGUCAAAAUCCUCGACCGCAUCGUCAAGGCCCAGGAGGACCCUAGCGAAAGGGACAUCGACCCCAUCUGGACCGCUCUUCUAGAGCGUCUCGUCAAAGCCCAUGAGGAUGCCGCGAAGCCGUCCAACCCCUGGACCGCACCGACAAAGUUGACCGCCGCAGCAUCAAUCAUCACCCUCGUCAUCGGAGUUCUGAACUUCUUUAAGGACAGAAUCAUCUCGCUGGACUGGCGAAUCUGCGGCUGGCGCUUUGCUUCUCUCGUCUUAUGCAUCACCGGCUGGGAGGCGGCCACUCAGCUUAAGGACAGGCUGAGUGUCGUCGAAAAGGCUAUUUACGGCAGAGCGAACGUCGAGCCUUUCAUAUCGGCAACAGCGUUGGACAACCCCAUGCAAUGCCUGAAGACUCGAGUCGCUAACCUCAAUACUGACCUCGGAAAGACAACAAAGGAUACUACUGAUCUUGGCACUAACCUUGGUAAUGACAUCACUCGGCUGGACAAGCUGGUGGCCGAUAAGGCCACUGAACUCGAGAAGCUCGUGACUGACAAAACCACCGAACUGGAGAAGCUCAUGGCUGACAAGGCCAUCGAACUGAAGAAGCUACGCCGACCUGGAGAAGCGAGUUGA